This is a messenger RNA of Paramecium tetraurelia, 1419 nucleotides long. RefSeq lists its product as uncharacterized. The transcript has 4 exons. Gene Ontology annotation, molecular function: carotenoid dioxygenase activity. Gene Ontology annotation, biological process: carotene catabolic process. The record is from RefSeq and is a predicted model, not a curated record. Lineage: Eukaryota; Ciliophora; Oligohymenophorea; Peniculida; Parameciidae.
AUGAGUUGGAAAAAACUUCUGUCAUUAAAUCCAAUCGAAUUUGUAGACCAAUAAUUGGUUAUUUGCAAAGGAGAACUUCCAAAAGGCUUAAGAGGGUCAUUAUAUAGGAAUACAGUUUCAACAAAAAAGAGGAGAAAUGGAUUUCCUGGGCAUUUAUUUGAUGGGGAUGGAGUGAUUUUGAAGAUAGAAUUUAAAGAAGAUAGGGCAAUUGCAACCUAUAAAUUUGUUUAAAAUGAAGGAUAUGUAAAUGAAUAAUAAAGAGAUGAGUAUAUUUACGCUGGCUUGGGUAGAACUUAUACAGGAAACUUCUUUACCAAAAUAUUCAAUUCUUUCUCAUUUAAGAAUCCUGCUAAUACAUCAGUAUUACCCUUAAAGAGUGGAGAACUUUUAGCAUUAUGGGAAGGAGGAUUACCAACAAAUCUAAACAAAAGUGAUUUAGCUACCAUUGGAUUGACCAAUGCCAAUAGUUUAUAAAAUGCUGAUACAUUUUCUGCUCAUCCCAAAAUAGAUCCAAAAUCAGGAAUGAUAUAUAAUGUAGGAUUGACUCAUGGAAUGAAUUAAAUGGUGAAUGUAUAUGAAAUGAAUUAAAAUGGGUAAAUUAUAAGAAGAAACUCUGCUUAAGUAAAUGGAAGAAGAUUUAUGUUACAUGACUUUAUUUUAGCAGGCAAUUAUUUGAUUGCAAUUAUGUAUUCUUAAUUUGUGACAGACUUUCAUAAAAUUCUAUUGGGCAGAAAGUCAUUGGGUUAAGAUGUACUAGAUGAUGAUUCUUAAGGAAUAUAAGUGUUUGUUUUCGAUAGAUCAAAAAAUCUUUAGUUAAUUGCAAAUAGGAUUAAUUAUUUCAAAUUUAAUGUUUGGCAUUACUCAAACGGCUAUGUUGAUGAAAAUGGUAAUGUAGUUGCAUAAGCCAUCACUUAUCCUAAUUAUGAAUUAUACAAUAGCUUUUUUGUUGAGAAUCUUCUUAAAAAUGGACUUAUUGAUUCUAAAUCUUCCUAUGAUCGUUUGAUAAUCAAUCCACUUACAGGCGAGAUUUUACAUAAGUAACAAAUACUAAAUGAUUAUCUUGAAUUUCCUAUUGUCCAUGAUGAUGACGUUGGUUCAAAGUAGAAUUUCACCUAUGCAAUUAUCUAAGAAAAAAAGGAUGAUUGGUUUAAUGGAAUUAUUAGAAUUGAUGAAGAUAACCCUUAAAAUAGUUAAAGAAGAUUUUAUUAAUAAGAGCAAUAUUUAACAGAAGCAUUAUUUGUAUAAGAUAAGAAUAAAUAAAAAGGAGAGGGAUGGUUAAUUUUUGUAAUCUUUGAUGGAACUGUAGAUAAAUCUUUUGUUGAAAUCGUCGAUGCUUUAUCCUUCUAAUCAGUCUGUUUACUAUAAUUACCUUAGCUAAUUGCACCUAGCUUCCAUGGUAGAUUUGAAUAUUCACAGUGA